Messenger RNA from Hylaeus anthracinus, 885 nucleotides. Its product is annotated as transcriptional regulatory protein AlgP-like. The transcript has a single exon. The coding region runs from base 1 to 885 and encodes 294 amino acids. The record is from RefSeq and is a predicted model, not a curated record. NCBI's taxonomy places the organism in Eukaryota, Metazoa, Arthropoda, Insecta, Hymenoptera, Colletidae.
AUGGCAAAAAAAAGGGCCAUUGAGGCUGCAUUAAAGGGGUACGAGAUGGAUCGAGAGCGGGCGGCCAUGGAUCCGUCCAUCAGGGCACCGCCCGUCUCCCGGAGUAGUAAACCCCUUCCGCGGGAGGAGGAGCUCGCGAAGGAGAUGAGACUGACCCUCACACCUGACCUCGGAGCGGUCAUAUUUGACCACGUAGGGGUCAUCGAGAAGGUGGCCAGUCAGUCAAACAACCUCAAGGGGACGUUCGUGCGCCUGCUCCGCGAGGCGGCGUUGUUUAUCAAACACGCCGCCGUGGAGCAGGGAAAAAGGACAACGGCAACCGGGCGCGAGGAGGAGCUGGAGCGUACGACGCUCCUCUUCCGCGCCCGGGUGAACGAACUUGAACAGUUGCUUGGCCGUGGAUCCAUCGCCGACAUCCCCAAAGAGCGACGUCCCCCCGCCGCGGCUCGUCCGCCGCGGCCUGCGGUGGCCCCUAUGAAGGUGGAGAUGCCGCCUCCGACCGCCGAGCUGGCCCAGACGCGGCCUCGGCAGCGUCGGAUAGCGACGACGACAACUCCGCUGCCGUCAGUGGCACCCUCUGCUCCGCCUCCUGCGCCGCCGCCUGCGAAGCCGCCCCAGCGGCGGGCCCUAUUGCAGGCCGUGAAAAGCACUAACAACCCGCCCGCCGCUGUCGCUGCCCCAACGAAGGCAGGGCCCACCUCCCAGCCACCGGCGUUAAAUAACGCGCCCAGAGAAUCCUGGGCCGCAGUCGUCGGAAGGAAGGUGCGGCGCGGCCAAAACAAGGCUGCUGCCGCCGUCGCCGCCCAGCCUCGCCAGCAUCCGGCCGCUAAAGGACCGGAAAAACGGCCAAGAGGCGGCGCCUCCGGCUGGAGGACGCUGGUAUAA